UUCGCUGAGAGUCAGGAUGAAAUAGCAGAGUUUGGGAACAUAGCUGAGGAAGUGAAAACCGCUGCGCCUGCAGACUACAACGGAGAGACAGAAAAGGAAAUAUAACCCAUAUUAUCAACCUUUGAAGCUCAUUUCUUCAAGACAACGGAAGAGUCACAAGACAUUUCACAUAUUCAGUUUAAGAACAGGAACAUUAUCUGGCUUUUGUGGCGUUAAAAAACGAGAGUUCAUUUUAGGAAAAGCUGAGCUGAAAAUGUGUGUUUGAGGAGAAGCGGAAGCUUUUUUUUUUUCUUUCCAGAAGUUGCACUAGUGGUUUUAAAGAGAAAGUAAAAACAUAAAACCUUUGUCACUGGCAAGAUGGCAUCUGUGAGAUACGAUCCUGGGUCAGAUACCAAAGAAGUUAAUGGCUUCAGUAUAGAAGAGAAGGUUGAGGCAAACAUACACAUUGAUGAUGGUAAAAUGGAGAGCAGUGAAACAGACACAAUGUAUCAACAAAUCAGAAAGAUGAUUGCUCCCUUUGUGAUGUCAUUUGGAUUUCGGAUUUUUGGUAUGCUGCUUAUAAUUGUUGAUAUCACCGUGGUCAUUGUCAACCUUGUCACCUUGUCAAACAAUGCCAGUAUCUUUGAGGGGAUUUCUCUGGGGAUUUCUUUCUUCUUCCUUGCUGAUGUGCUAUUGAGAGUCUACGUGGAAGGGUUCAAUGCCUACUUCAAUUCUAAGCUGAACAUUGUCGAUGCCUGUAUUGUUUUCGUCACCCUGAUCAUCGCUAUGGUGUUUGCCCUUUCCGAUGUCUCUGGGGUAGCACUCAUUCCCAGGAUGUUAUCCUUCCUGAGGGCAAUGAGGGUCUUCAUCCUUAUUAGGAUCGUCAGGAUUGCCUCUCAAAGGAAGCACCUUGAAAAGGCCACCCGACAAAUGGUCUCUGAAAAUAAAAGGCGUUAUCAGAAGGAUGGCUUUGAUCUUGACCUCACCUAUGUUACCGAUCGCAUCAUUGCCAUGUCUUUCCCGUCUUCUGGAAAGCAGUCUUUUUAUAGGAAUCCUAUUGGGGAAGUUGCAAGAUUCCUGGAUACAAAGCACAUGGAUCACUACAGAGUGUAUAACCUGUGCAGUGAAAAAGGCUACAAUCCCAAAUUCUUCCAUCACAGAGUAGAAAGAAUCUUAAUUGAUGACCAUAACGUCCCUGCAUUGGAAGACAUGCUGAAAUACACUACAGGUGUUCGAGAGUGGAUGGCUGCCGAUCCUCGGAACAUCGUUGCCAUUCAUUGCAAAGGUGGUAAAGGUCGAACUGGAACACUAAUCUGCGCCUGGCUUAUUGACAAUGAACAGUGUGCAAAUGCAAAGGAAAGUUUACAGUAUUUCGGAGAGCGAAGAACUGACAAAAGUAUGAGUUCAAAAUUCCAAGGAGUUGAGACCCCGUCCCAGAGCAGAUAUGUUGGCUAUUAUGAAAUCUUGAAAAAGAAAUACAACAGGCAGCUGCCGCCAAGCAAGAGUUUGAAAAUAAGGAGCAUAAGAAUCCACUCUAUAACUGGUGUUGGAAAAAGCAAUGGCAGUGAUCUCAAGGUGAAGAUUAUUUUGAAAAAACAAAAUGCAUUUCAAUGUGUUUGUGCUACUCAGGAAAGCUGUAAGCUGUUUUUUGAUGCUGGUGGUAACGCCGCUGUUAUAAGCUUACUUGAGUGUCCUGUUUUAUGUGGAGAUGUGAAAAUCAUGUUCGAGUCUAGUGCAGGACUUCCUAAAGGUUAUGAAGACUGUCCGUUCUAUUUCUGGUUCAACACUUCUUUCAUUGAAAAUAACAGGCUUUACCUGUCCAGAGAGGAACUGGACAACCCCCACAAACCAAAGACAUGGAACAUCUUCAAGGAGGACUUUGCUGUAGAACUGGCUUUUUGUGAUCCAUAGCGCUGGAAUCUCUGUGCUGUGGAAACACUGGUUACAACAGGUUUCAAAUAUAAGCAUGGCAUCUUUGUUCAGAUUUGUUCAAAUAUUUUUUUCAAAGGGUAUAUAUCACAUAGUUGAUUACCAAAGUCUAUAUAAGGUUGUCUUACCGGACAGAUUUAGUGGUUGAGUGGUUUACUGCUUUCUAUUUUUUAUGAAACACGGCGCCCAAAACGUUUUCUUCAGCACUGUUUUGUAGCCCAUUUUGAUGAGUUAAAGCAUACUUCCAUUUAAUUAAACUCUUUUUUUCAGCUGUUAUAGGGCAGGUUUGUUUUUCAAAACAUUGCUUAAUCUGAUAAUGUUUUUAAACACUAGUCAAUAAAGCAGUUGUUAAAAAAAAAACAUUCCUUCAUGUUUUGUAAAUAGGGUUAGCAGUAAAUAACAGAUUUUCCCUGUAUUGUUGUUUUCUUUUGCGUGAAUUGUCUGUGCUGAAUUAAAUGGUGAGGCCUUCCCCUUCAACUAUUAGAAAAUAUACAUUUCUUAAUUAAAAAAAGCAAAAAACAAAAUAUUUCCAAACAGUUAAUAUCUUCAAAUGCCAAAUGGUUAUGGAAACAGGAAUGGGAGGACUGGUACCAUUAAAAUAUACAUAUUUGUGAUUGUAACGUAAGUACUGUAGUUGUAUAAGAAUUAUAACACUAAAUACUGUGAUUACCUAGCCAAAACUAUUUUAAAGAUAAUAUUAAGGAUUUGUGUGAAUUGUGAUUUGUAAAAUUGAUUCUUUUCAAUAUUCAAUAAAAAAAAAAAAUGUUCAAUAUAUUUUACACAUGGUCCAUAGACUUUAUACAGACUGUAUUUACAAAAAUAAAAGGCAUUUAGGAAGUGGUAGAGAUCUUUUACCAAUGUUA
This is a messenger RNA of Acipenser ruthenus (sterlet), 2771 nucleotides long. RefSeq names its product phosphatidylinositol 3,4,5-trisphosphate 3-phosphatase TPTE2. The transcript is spliced from 19 exons. Gene Ontology annotation, molecular function: protein tyrosine/serine/threonine phosphatase activity; phosphatidylinositol-3,4,5-trisphosphate 3-phosphatase activity; monoatomic ion channel activity. Gene Ontology annotation, biological process: monoatomic ion transport; transmembrane transport; dephosphorylation. The record is from RefSeq and is a predicted model, not a curated record. NCBI's taxonomy places the organism in Eukaryota, Metazoa, Chordata, Actinopteri, Acipenseriformes, Acipenseridae. Gene Ontology annotation, cellular component: membrane; cytosol. Bases 358 to 1890 code for a protein of 510 amino acids.